Capra hircus (goat) is the source of this 4657-nucleotide messenger RNA. RefSeq names its product WD repeat domain 37 (gene WDR37). Gene Ontology annotation, cellular component: preribosome, large subunit precursor. NCBI's taxonomy places the organism in Eukaryota, Metazoa, Chordata, Mammalia, Artiodactyla, Bovidae. Gene Ontology annotation, molecular function: protein binding. The transcript has 14 exons. Bases 759 to 2426 code for a protein of 555 amino acids. The record is from RefSeq and is a predicted model, not a curated record.
CUGUGGUUCACCCCGCAUUCUACCUGCUCCCUCGCCCUGCAGAAUGCCUUGUGCAUAUUAGGUCCCUAAUAAAAUUACUAGUUGAAUGGUAGUUACAACCAUCAGACUUGAAACCCCAAGUUCACCUUAUAUAAUUGAUUCUAGCAAUAAACUUUUAUUAUACUGAAUAUUGAAGUAACCUCGGGUAUUACUGCACAAACUUUGUGGCUAUUCGAAUCCCCAAAUACGUCGAGUUUGUUUCUUGUGCAACAAUCGUACUAAUGCUUCUCCAAUUCGAAUGAUGAGCUUUAAUCUGUAUUGAAAAAAAAAUGCUCCCACGCGUCUGAUUUCAUCUUUGCUUUAGGACUUUAAACGCCCAGCUGGUUGUUCCUAGAGCAGAGGCUGCCUGCGCACCCUGUCAUUUUUCCAACCUGUACAAGGACAAGAAGGCCAUCAGGUCCCACCUUUCGCGGCGAGACGCUGCCUUUGUUUCGUCUCCGCAGCCAAUGGCGAACACACAUUUCAGACCGGAGGCUGCAGGGGGUGAGUCACCCUCCGCAGAUCCGCCGGGAUCCGCGCGCAGCCGUCUCGCCCGCGCCGCUCCGGGAAGCGACGCCCGAGAAGCGGUUCCCGGAACACGAGGCGGUUCCGACUGGGGCCGGCGGCUCCAGAGACCCGACCCGGGUCCAGAUGGACGCCGACCUGCGCCCGCCCGCGACGCCCUUGGGCCCCCGCCGCCCAUCUUGCAGGAGUGACCAGGACCUCAUCUUCCAGAAGUAAUGCCCACAGAAAGCGGGAGUUGUUCAGCUGCUCGCCAAGCAAAACAGAAGCGCAAAUCUCACAGCCUUUCCAUACGGAGAACUAACAGCUCAGAGCAGGAGAGGACAGGCCUGCCCAGAGACAUGUUAGAGGGACAGGAUUCUAAGCUGCCUUCCUCAGUUCGCAGUACUCUUCUGGAACUGUUUGGUCAAAUAGAAAGAGAAUUUGAAAACCUUUAUAUUGAAAACUUAGAAUUGCGUAGAGAAAUCGAGACUCUUAAUGAGCGCUUAGCAGCUGAAGGACAAGCAAUCGAUGGAGCGGAACUGAGUAAGGGCCAGCUCAAGACGAAAGCCAGUCACAGCACCAGCCAGCUUUCUCAGAAACUGAAGACCACCUACAAGGCCUCCACCAGCAAGAUCGUCUCCAGCUUCAAGACCACCACAUCCCGGGCAGUGUGCCAGCUCGUGAAGGAGUAUAUUGGCCACCGGGAUGGCAUCUGGGACGUCAGUGUGGCAAGGACGCAGCCUGUGGUGCUGGGGACGGCAUCUGCUGAUCACACGGCUCUGUUGUGGAGUAUCGAGACGGGGCGGAGCCUCGCCAAGUACACGGGCCACGUGGGGUCAGUAAAUUCCAUAAAAUUUCAUCCAUCAGAACAGUUGGCUCUCACCGGUAAUUAUCUCUGGGCACCUUUGCUAUUCCUGGGAACAUCUCAGAAGAACCUGUUAAAGUCAAGUCGAUCCCUUGUGAUCCCUCAAGGAGUGGACUUAGCAGGGUCUCACCCGUGCUCGUCUGUGUGCUGGGUAAUGCUCCCCCCCACCCCACCUCCGCCCUGCUUUCUGUCCUCAGCCUCUGGAGAUCAGACUGCCCACGUGUGGAGGUAUGCAGUCCAGCUGCCUGUUCCUCAGCCUGCGGCCGACUCUAGUCAGCAGCUCUGUGGCGAGGAUGAAGUGGAGUGCUCUGACAAGGACGAACCUGAUGCAGACGCCGACCCGUCCAGCGACUGUCCCACCAUCCGGGCGCCGCUGACUUCUCUGAAGAGCCACCAGGGAGUAGUCAUAGCUGCUGACUGGCUGGUCGGCGGGAAGCAGGCAGUGACAGCCUCCUGGGACAGAACGGCCAAUCUGUAUGACGUGGAGACGUCAGAGCUCGUCCACUCCCUGACAGGGCAUGACCAGGAGCUGACGCACUGCUGCACGCACCCGACCCAGCGGCUGGUGGUGACCUCCUCCCGCGACACGACGUUCCGUCUGUGGGACUUCCGCGACCCUUCCAUCCACUCCGUGAACGUGUUCCAGGGCCACACGGACACUGUGACCUCCGCUGUGUUUACCGUGGGAGAUAACGUGGUCUCUGGCAGUGACGACCGCACUGUGAAGGUCUGGGACCUGAAGAACAUGCGGUCCCCCAUUGCCACCAUCCGCACAGACUCUGCCAUCAACAGGAUCAAUGUGUGUGUUGGCCAAAAAAUCAUCGCCCUCCCCCAUGACAACCGCCAGGUGAGGCUGUUCGACAUGUCGGGUGUGCGGCUGGCCAGGCUCCCACGCAGCAGUCGGCAGGGCCACCGGCGGAUGGUGUGCGGCUCAGCCUGGAGCGAGGACCACCCCGUGUGCAACCUGUUCACCUGCGGUUUUGACCGGCAGGCCAUUGGCUGGAACAUCAACAUCCCGGCGCUGCUGCAGGAGAAGUGAGGGCCGUUCCGAGACUCCGGCCGGCCGGGGACCGUGCCUGCUGGCUCGCUGGGCGCUGGGACGCCGCGGCUGUGGGCGGUGGGCCUGAGCAGGGCGCUCUCUCCUCGCUGUACCCAGCUUGCAUGAAGUGUCCAGAGGUGUGCCCUGUUGCUUCUUUCCGUUUUGUGUGUGUGGGCAUUGCGGCCGUGAGGUGGACCCCCUUCCGUGGCCGCUGGUGUAGUGAGUCCCUGGUGUGUUGGGUGACAGGAGGGCGGGGCAUCUGGGCGAGUGGUCAGUGGUCUCUGGAGCGAUGGUGCAUGUGUGCCUGUCCGGCGGGAGUGGGCAGAGAUCUCACGUCUGUGUGGGGUUCUGGCGUCUGCUAACUCAGCUUCACCUCUGUGUUCUGUUACAGUUGUGAAUCUGCUUCGAUUUUAGAAGUUAAAAAAAGCGUAGAGUGUUGAAUUUGCAACAUUUGGACAGUUUGUUUUGAAAAGAAAAAUUUUCUGCUCUUUUUAUGGAAAACCAUUUCAAUCUCCUGAGGUAUCUCAUGCUGGCAAAUUCUGAAAUAGAAUGGUUCUAAUCACUGAUUCCAGAUAUUAAGUAAAAUUUAAAGCACUUUAGUUUAUAGCUGUGGUUAUAAACAGUUUCUAGAAGUUUCAGAUGACUUACCCAUUGAAUGUGACUUGACCUUUCUAGAAGGCCCUGCUACCUGAAGACAAACCUUAUUUAUUUUCUACACCUUGGGUUUGCAUGUUUCCAAGUGGGUUCACUUCCUGGCGGCAUCUGAGAGCCAGCAAUGCAAAUAAAUGAGUUCUACCUCAGACAUGAAGUAUUUGGGAAACUUGGGUGUCACUGUUAGUGGCUCAGGCACUUGUGAUUUAGAGCUGGAAUGAGCUCAUCCAGAAGGCAGGAGAGGUGGGCGCAGCGAUGGCCCUGCCCAGGAAGGGCUGCCAAGGGCCCCUUCUGCCUGGAGCCUGUCACUCCUGCCUUCUCAGGACUUUCUGUCCAGUGUUCACGAGUCGUGUUUCUUAUUGAGUUACAGUUUGAUAGCGAGACAUCUCAGUGCCCCCCAGCCUCCCCCCUGCCCCAUUUGUAACCCUUGGAGGCUGUCCUGGGACAGGCACAGAGAGGGACACUGGUAGCCAUCGUGUCGGCCUCGUCCCAUCACUGCUUCCAUUUUGUGGUGUCACAGGUGGGGCGGCCUGAAUGCUGGUCCUUCACCCGCGGGUCCUUCGGUCAGGCCCCUUGGUAGCCAACCUCAGGCCUCUCGGCCCUGAAUGGUCGGGACUGGGUCUGGGGGACCCCUGGCUGGGUGGGAGGGAGAUCUGAGUAGUGAAGGUGAGACGGCAGGAGUUUCAGGGCAGCUUUACAGCAGUGGCGGCUCAGGAGCUGAUGUUGGAGUCUGACAUUCCCUAACUGCGGUGUGAGGAUGGGCCCCCACCCUGGGUCUCACUCAGAGCUGCCCUCCCGCCCCCACACACACCGGCUUCUCUCCUGCUUUAGUCUCACAGCUGAGUGUCUUACUAGAGUCACUGCUAGCAACAUUGGAAACUGUCUGCACGUCAUUGCUCCAGACUUACCCAGAUCUCUGCCCACGGAAACAAUGGGCAGCGAGUAAACCCAGCGUGUGUGCCAGCCGUGUGGCCGUGCUGAUGAGGCUCCACACGCAGCUCCAUUUCCCUCCCUAGGGCUUGGCCCUUCUCAGGAGCGGGACCCACCACUGUGGUCACGGGGUGUCUUCAGGCGUCAUGAAGGAGCUGGGGGUGCUGUGUGUGCACACCUGUUUGUGCACUUGAGUGUGCGCGGGGAUGUGUGUGCAUGCGGCUGCAGUGAAAUCAUGUGGCCCACUGCCUUGGUCUCAUCUGAAGCAGUGUUUGGAAGUGGGAGUGGUUUUGUCCAUGUGCCGAUGAGUCCAGAAUUUCCUGUCACAGCAGGAGGAAAUGUGUGUUUACUGGAAACCAUGUGUCAAGAGAAUUUCUUGAGAGGUGUGUUGUUGGACAAAUAACACCCUUUCUCAGCCACUGCACAUCAAUUUCUGCAGAGUGAAAAUUCUGUACCUAUUCUGGAACUGAAGAAUCCUAUGUAAAUCAUCUGUUGCUUAAAUCUGUGAACAAAUAAGUUUUUUUUGGGGAAAGUGUGCAUUUAUAAGUGUUGUGUAGAAGCAGGUGUUUUUACUCUGUUGAUGUAAUUGUUCAUAAGUGUUCAGUGUCUUCAUUGCAGUAUGAGAUUCAUUAAAAAUCCAUGUUCUGUAA